AUGAAGACUUUCGCGUUGCUCUCCGACCUGGUUCUCCUGUGCGCAAUGCUCGCCAUAACCGCGACGCCUGUGGCGGAUGCGAACGCAGUUUCUGAGUCAGAUCCCGCUCCUGCUGUCUUCGAGCGGCGCUUCCCUGCUCUCAUUAGUGGGGACAGGCGCAUUCUGACCGACGACAAGCACGACGACCACAAAGACGAUCAUCGCGACGGCAAACACGACGACCACCACGACGACCAUCACCACGACAACAAACACGACAAAAACAAAGACAAUGACGACGAGCCGACGUGCAUGGAGAAGUACAAGAAGCGCUACGCCGAGUGCGACAAGGACGAGAAGAAAUGCGAGGACAAGGCCGAGUGCAACGACGACAAGGACACGUGCGAGAAGAAGUCCAAGGCGUGCGAGGUGAAGGCGUAUAGGAGCUUUAAGGCGUGCAAGUACGGCAAGUGGGACUGUACGGACUGGUGUGAGUAUUACAGGCGCCAGUGCUAUUCCAAGAAGAGGGGCCACUGCGAGGACAAGUAUGAUGACUGCAAGGACGACUGCUAA
Closterium sp. Yama58-4 is the source of this 552-nucleotide messenger RNA. Lineage: Eukaryota; Viridiplantae; Streptophyta; Zygnematophyceae; Desmidiales; Closteriaceae. The record is from the annotation of a GenBank genome assembly.